AUGACGGAAGAAUACGAUAAUAUUUCCUAUAGAGAAGAAGAGGAGGAAGAGGAAACCACCGAACAAAUUUUGGAGUCGAUCGCUGAGGAAGAAGAGGAGGAAGAAGAUGAAGAAUUGUUGCAGCAAUCCAUGCUCCCUUCUCGGAAACAUCACAAAAUCACCAUUGAAUCCAUAGAACAGAUAAAACAAAUUGUGUCUUUUAACCAAUAUGAUUUAAUCGAUGCCAAGGGAGGUUUGGAUUUAGUGGUGGUCAACGGGGACCAACUUUUAACACAUUUCUUGAGAGACUCGUUAGGGAAAACCGAACUCAACAGCUCAAGUUACAAGUUAGAUUGGACCAAUUAUGGUGGCCAAUUUCUUCACUUGACAUAUCUUGUUGAAUCCUUUAUCAAGAAUUUGUUAGAUCGAGAUAUGAGAAUUGACGUUGUUUUCUUCGACGACACUAGCAAUGAAAAAUGUGUCAAGACCUCAUUUCUGCUGAAUCUUGCUUAUGAAUUUCACAAAGAAAAGAACAUUCCUUUUGGUUAUUUGGCUUCUAGCUUUUUACUCGCAAAGGAAGUGAUUAUUCAUCACUUGUCGAAAGUUUGUGAAAAAUAUGUCACAAGUGAAUUAUUCAUGGUAACUCGUUUAAAUGAUACAUGGUACAAUUCUAGUUCAUGGGAAAAUUUACUUACGAAAAGAAAACCUUCAUUUAUCAUUUCUACUCUGGCAGUACAACCUUUUGCUUUCUCAAUGGACGACCUCUUUUGUACAGAAAUUGUUCUCAUCAAACAAGCCACUCUCACUUAUGACCUAUGCUUUUACGGUAACACAGUAAUUGGGUUUUGUUCUGCCAUUCGUGACACUAUGUCUCACUCAUUCAAGCCAAAGGAUAUUGAAAUGUUUUUAACCAAAUGUUUUAACGAAGAGAGGUUCAAUGACAUCUCUCAAUUAUUCUCUGAAUGUGCAAUUUUUGACGAUUCAAGAAACAUUUCCGAAGCAAGAAAUGAAAUUACAGGACUGAUCGAAAAAGAAAGCAAUGCAAUUCAAAGCGAAUAUUUUAAUAAGUGGAUCACAAAUGCGCGCUCACGAAUUGAAUUGCUACUUCUAGCAUUGAAAGACACACUCGAUCGUCAAACUCCAUCAAUUCCAAACUCUUUAUCUCUCGCUAAAAUAUUAAUGUUAUCAGUGCUAACACAAUAUGUUGUUCCUCUUAGAGAUAGAGCUCAAUAUUUACUGGAAAAUAUAUCGUCCCCUUUAAUUACAUUUAAUCAACAAGUGAUGAGAUCCAUUUUUGUAGUAUUGAAGCAAAUCCCAACAUUCAAUAAUUUAUAUGACUUGAUUGACUUUAGAAUGUUCACAAAGAUAACCACAUUGCUGUAUUCAAUGGGUACUCUUCAAAAGUUAACAAACGAUGGUAGUGAAGAUGAAGUGUUGGCAUCAUUGUUGCCAAAAGAGUUACAACCAAUGUUCAAGAGUAUUUGCACCUAUUUAAACGCUCAGCAUGUGUCAUCCUCUACAGACAAGAACUGGUGGGAAACAACCAUAAAGCCAUUAGUAGCAGCAUAUCCUAUCCAUGAAGGAAAACCAGCUCACCCUGAAUGUUUGCUUAGACAGCUCUUGCCCAUCGAUCAUGAACCACUCAACAAACUCUUUGAUGACGUUGAUUUUAAUUUACCACACCAAUCAAAAGAAGAACCAGUGAUUGCUCAAGAUGAAGUACCAAAAGCCGCUGAACAAGAACAGAACAUUGAUGAAGAUAUCGAAGAUUGGGAGAAAGAGGAUUGGCUCAAAGAAGAGACUCAAGAAGUGGUUGAGCAAAAAGUGGAAACUCAAGAAAAUCUCACUGAAGAAGAAGCUCGAGAGCUUAGAUUCGAAAAGUCCUAUCCACUACGAGAACAAGAAAUUAAUUACUCUGUCAAGAAAGAUCUCGACCAAAUUCCUAAUGACUUCUCUGGACCACGUACAGAAUGGGAAAAACAAAAAGUUCAAGAUGCCCAGAAAAGAUUGCAUCACUACUCAGAGUCAAUUCGAUCCCUCUCUGAUAAGAAAGUCAUUGAAACUGCAAAAUCUGCUGGAACUGAAACCACAAGUCCACAAGUUGAAUCAAAACCAUCCAAGCCUGUAGCUAAAAACAGUCAAAAGAAGGAAUCUGUUGCUGUUGCCAGUCCUUCUGCGUCAGCUACUCCCUCCACAAAGGUUAGACUUAUGAUGAUUGAAUCGAAUAUCAAGAAAAGGGAAAAGGAAAUCAAUGAGAUUGCUUCCAAGUAUUCUGAAUAUAUUCAAAAGUUUUCCGAGUUUAAUAAUAAGGCAGAUGAACUGAAAGAACUUGGCCCAAAGCUUGAACCCUAUGAAAACCUAAUUAAGCUUCUCCUUGAGGGAGUUUUUAAAGAUAUACGAGUCAUUCAAAACAUUCAAGCCACAGCAACGGACAGCUCAAAGAAGGGCGCAUCUGGAAUUUCUGAUAGCUACAACGCAGCAAAUUUACUUCAAGAACAAAGAAUGACAUGUGAAACUAUUUGGAUUCAGCUUACUUUGCUUAGAGCUCAAUACAUGGCACGAAAAUUGUUGCUCGAUCGACAAGAUUUACAAAACUCUCUCAGAAGACAAAAUCAGCCCAAAAAGGGUGUUAAAUUCCUAAGUUUUGGCGACGAGGACUCAAACCAAACAGACAAAAAAGACAAGGAAGAAAAGAAAAAGAGUGCCUUGAAGAAGGAUGAAAAUGCUACCGAUGGUGGAAGUACCUCACAAAUUGCACAAAUAAGUAACCUCUCAGGAGGUGCGGAUUUACCUCUGUACUUAUAUUGGGAGCCUUUUGAAAUUGCAAACAGAGUUUAUGAAAUUGUUGCUCAAUUCGUCAAUGAUACCUACACCUCAGAUAUAUCUGUUUUAACCUCACCAAGUCAAGAAAAAUCAGAAAAGAAGGCUGUAAAAAGCAAGAAGCCAGCUAAGAGCGACAAGAAAGAAAAAACCGAGAAAGUUAAACCAAUAACGAAGAUUGAUUUGAAACACAUUAUUCAAAGUCUAAUCAACAUGUUAUGUGAUCUUGGUUUUGUUAAUUUUGCUUCCAGACUUGCAGAGAAGUUUAAUUCUGGAGACAUCACCUAUGGCUCUCUUAUCAAAGACAAUUUAUUGCAACAAUUGGAUUCAGACACCUUACCUUCUGAGACCGUUAAAGUCAAAGUUGACACUGUCAACGACAAGCCUGAAUCUGCAGAAUUUCAAUUAAUGUUUAACAGCGCAAUUAUUGAAACCGCCAGCAAUAUUGAAAUUCCUCCUCCAGAGCUACCAGAGACAAUAGUAAUCGAUUCCAAAGCACACAAACCUGGUAAAGGUCAUCCCAAGAAAGAAAAACCAUCCACUCAGAGGAAGCAAGCUGAAGAAGAAACUUUUCAACCACCUGCCGAUGACACUAGCUCAGUUUCAAGCAUUGCACAAAAUUAUGUGUUGCCAUCAUCAAAGAGUCUUGGGUUUACUCCAGAUCCUUGGCAAGAGCAAAUGAUUCUCUCUAUUCUACAAAACAAAUCUAUUUUAGUUAGUGCUCCAACUAGCUCAGGAAAGACCUUCAUUGCUUUCUUUGCUAUUGAGAAAAUUUUGAGGGACUCCGAUGACGCCAUUGUUGUCUAUUGUUGCCCCACAAAGGCCCUCGUAAAUCAAGCAUAUGCUGAGGUGUAUAGCAGAUUCCAAAAAGUAUACAGCAAUACAUCACAAUAUGGCGUCUCCAGCAUGCUUGGAAUGUAUACGUCAGAAGAAAAGAUUAAUGUCACCACUUGUCAAGUACUGAUCACAGUGCCUCAAUCACUCGAAAAUCUCAUGACCAGCGCUGAAAAUCUUGAAUGGAAGAAGAGAAUGAGAUACAUUAUUUUAGACGAAAUUCACUGUAUCAAUGAAUCAUCAUCUUCUGGACAAGUUUGGGAACAUGUAUUGAGCUUAUUGGAAUGCCCAUUCAUAGCUCUCAGUGCUUCUAUUGGAAAUCCAAAAGAGUUUGCAGACUGGUUAAAUGAAAACUAUAACAAGGAUAUUGUUUCUCAUGUUUCCUUCCUUAACGAGCAACAAAAGAGUGUUGAACUGGUUGUUCAUGACGAGAGACCACGUCCUCUUGAAUUCUAUAACUAUGAUACAGCAACCGAUCGAUUAACAGAAAUUCAUCCUAUGGCAACUUUGAAUCCAAACUCUAUUGACUCUGUACUCUUUUCUCACAUGCAAAACUUUUCUCCACUUCAAUGUCUGACCUUGUACAAGAUUGCUCUUGCAAUUAGACAAUCAUGGACAGAACAAUCACGCCCUGUACCUGCCGCUGUCAAUGAAUUUUUAACACGUUUCAACCCUGACACCUUCUUUAGUAACUUUGGCCUUAUUAGACGUCAACAAUUUGCAACAUACGGUAAAUCUAUGAAGGAAGCGCUUAUUACCAUGUCCACUGAAGUGGCUAAUCAUGAAUUUUUACUUGAAAUUACGAGAGCGUUGCUGAAAGACGUUAAAGCAAGCUUUGAUAAUAUGGAAAAUGAAUACGAGGCCCAACUUCAAUCUAAGGAGGUCAAAGAUUCUGACAACAUCUCAGAGUCUGAUGUAGUUUCAACAACCUCAAGCAGGAUCAUUUCAAAGCACAAGUUUGGUACUGAUGGAUGGCUAAAAGAUAAUAUCAUUCCACUUGUAACACGCUUAGCAGAAGACAAACUAUUGCCCUCAAUAUUCUUCAGCUUUGACAGAACAAUGUGUGACUUCCUUGUGAGAAAAAUUGCAGCUCAUUUGAGAGAAGCACGUGCCAAUUCACAACUUGGAAAUUACUUCCAUCUCUACUCAUCUGGUUUAGAGAAAGUAAGAUCUGAAAAAGAAAUUCGUUAUAGUUUACAAAGUUUGGAACAAUUUGGACCAUUGAUUCCAAUUGAAUUGCGAGAAGCCCUCGAAGUUGGUGUUGCAGUGCAUCAUCACAGCUGUCCAACCGAAUAUCUCACUGAAGUUGAACGACUCUUCAGACUUAGAUGCUUACCAAUUGUUAUCUCAACUUCAACUCUUGCACUUGGUAUUCACAUGCCAUGUAAGACAGUUGUAAUGGUUGGUCAUUCAAUUUAUUUAACAACUACAAUGUUCCAACAGUGCGCAGGAAGGUCUGGACGAAGAGGUUAUGAUGUUAAGGGUAGAGUUGUUCUUUAUGGUAUUCCUCAUGUCACUGCAAAUAGAUUACUUGCUGGUGUGACUCCAAAAAUUAAGGGUGCUAUGGGUCUUCGAUCGACAUUUUUGCUAAAGAUGUUGUCUCUCCUCAAUAAGGCGCAAAAUGACAACGAAAAACUUCAAAUUGUCACUGACGAUCUUUCUCGUUUAGUGAACAAGAAGAUUUUCUAUUUGGGCCAAAUUUUAGCCAACUCUGAAAAGCAAAACAAGUUCUGCAUUCGAUUUAUGUUAGACUUUUUGAGAAGAAAUCUCUAUCUAUCACAAGACGCUUCUUUGGGAGAUUUUGCACAACUUAAUAUUAGUCUUUUCCACAACGAACCGGCUAACUUCCUUUUCAUUCAUCUCUUACAAACAGGAGCUAUUGGUCAAUAUUUAGAAACAUGGAAGGAUAAGCUUGAACAAGCUCCACUCAGACCAGAAGAAAAGGUAGAAAUGUUGGGUGAAAAAUUGCUCAUUCUUUUGAAUAUUCUCUUUGAAGCCAGAAAACUUUCACACUGGGACAUUUCACCUUUCAAGUUAGAAAAUUACUUUGGCAUCACAAACUUGGAUGAAAUUUCUUCCAAGAAUUCAACAAAGAGCAAUCUUCCAACAAAUAUCCUAUCACAGUUUGCAGAGUAUAAUCGAAUUUUGUUGAAGACUUAUGGAACAUUUGUGACCGCCUAUUGCAAGAACUAUGCUAAAGAUGUUUUGGACAAUUACUUACCACUUUCUGGAAUUAAGUUCCCAGAAGAGACUUCUGAUCUAGUUGAAAAACUGUACCAAAAUUCUGAAAUUUGCAAAGCAUUGCAUGAUAACAAGCUCCAGUAUUAUGGAACAAGUAGUUUCGCUGCCUUGAGUGGCACUGAUGAUGCCUUUAAUAACGUUAGCCAACUUUUGAAUUGUAAAAAUCAAAAUGUGAUUUUGGACACGUCUUUAUUGCCAUACCUUGAGAUUGUAGAAUUAAUUUCUCAAAAUGCUAACAUUUCUCUCAGCUCAUAUGCAAUUGAAUUUUUAAGAAACGGACAAAAGAGACAGGUCGCUACGGAUUGUGAUUUCCCAAAUCUUUCAUUGUGUUUCAAUUCUCUCAAGAAUGUGGAUAGAAUAUUAGGCCAAGUUCUCUAUAAUAUUUAUCUUUUCAUGAACAUUAAGAAUGGAGCAAACAAUGAUCUUUUUAUGUCUACUCUUACCAAAGUACGAACGAGAUUCCAUGAUAGAGUUACUGGAGGAAGAAAAACUAGAAAGAAGGUCAAGCAGCUCAAGACUAUCAACGUGGAAGUUGAUGACAGAGACUUGAUUAAGGGAAGUGGAGCAAAGCUUAAGAAUGCUAUGAAACAUACCAAAAAGGACGCUGUCACUAAAGAAACAGGAGCUUUGAUGGAGUAG
This is a messenger RNA of Naegleria fowleri, 6513 nucleotides long. RefSeq lists its product as uncharacterized. Lineage: Eukaryota; Heterolobosea; Eutetramitea; Acrasida; Naegleriidae. Gene Ontology annotation, molecular function: ATP binding; nucleic acid binding. The record is from RefSeq and is a predicted model, not a curated record. Gene Ontology annotation, cellular component: cytoplasm. Bases 1 to 6513 code for a protein of 2170 amino acids. The transcript has a single exon.